Molecule: messenger RNA, 2460 nt
Organism: Thermochaetoides thermophila DSM 1495
Lineage: Eukaryota; Fungi; Ascomycota; Sordariomycetes; Sordariales; Chaetomiaceae
Product: putative chromatin structure remodeling complex protein
Exons: 4
Coding region: 1-2460 (819 amino acids)
Source: RefSeq, a predicted model, not a curated record
AUGUCGGGCCAGUCAGGCAAGUGGCGCGAGGACCAGGUCCUCGUCAUCUGCCCCGGCAGCCAGACGACGCUGGCUCAGCUGGGGUGCAACGAACUGACCCCGCCGGCCCGCCGCUUCCCAACGCGCAUGUUCCGCGACCCAGAGGACCCCAGCAAGUGGCGGCCAUAUCAUACCUACAAGCGGAAGAAAGAGGGAACUACUGGUGAAGGGGAGGACAAGGAUGAGUGGGAGUGGGUUGAGGAUGUGGAUUCGAUUGAGGGAGCCGUUUAUCCUAUGCAGGCUGGUCGGAUUGUCCAGAUGGAUGCUUUCCUUGCCCUCCUGGAGCACGUACACUCGCAGAUGACGACGACAUACCAUAACACACCGAUCUUGCUGAUGGCUUCGCCGCAAUGGACGCGCCCCGAUCACGAGGCCAUCGCGCGCUACAUCUUCGAGAAGACCAAGACGCCGGCCCUAUGUCUGAUCCACAGCGGCCUUGCGACACAGUAUGGCCUAAAAUGGCCCAAUAUGACUGUCGUGGACAUCGGCUACGAGAAGGUCGACGUGACAUGCAUCUACGACGGGCGUAUCGUCUCACAAAAGAAUGUUGGCCCCCGGCCCGGCGUCGGCGGCCCCGAAGAAACCGACAUCAGCGGCGGCGAGGUGUUCACGCGCAGCCUGCUCAAGCUGCUCGAGUCCAAGGGCUUCAACUACGACAUGGCCGAGCAGCUCAAGCGCAGCAACAUUUGCGAGGUGCUGCCGUACGCGCCGGAGCACCCUGAUUUGAUGGAGAUCCCGCCGGAGAUCGAUCCCAAUGCGCCCAACGCGCCGCAGAUCGUCGAGCCGGGUGAUGACGUCGACACGGGCGCUGACACCAAGGAGGUUGAGGAUGGUGUGCUGGAUGUCGCGAAUAUUGUUGCCAGCGGCCAGACCAGGGAGUUCCUUGCCAAGAGGGAGCGCGAGAAGGCAGAGCGCGAGGCGGCAAAGAAGAAGAAGGGCAAGGAUAAGGAGGCUGGUAGUGGUGACGCCCCGCCGAAGCCGGUCAAGCUGCCGAACUCGAAGCGGUACAAGAAUAUCUUCCAUUAUGAGGAGCUUGUUACCGAGGAAGUGCCUGUGCAGCCGUCGCCGCCGCCGCCGCCGGCGACGGCGACGGAUAGCAACGGCGACGUGACCAUGGCGGAUGCUGCGCCAGCUGAGAAUAAGGAGGGGGAGCAGGCUAGCAAGCCAGAAGGCGAGCAACCUAAGGCUGAGGGCGAGCAACCCAGGACGGAGGGUGAACAGCCCAAGACUGCUGAGGAGAGCCCAGAAACUAAGCCGGAGGAGGCUGCUGACUCCGAGAAGAAGCUAGAAGAGCAGCAACAACAGUCAUCAGAGCAAAAGGACGGCCAAACAGAGCAAAAAGACCAGGCCCAACCGCAGGCAGACCAACAACAAGCCAAUGGCGCCGCCCAACAAACGGAGCGCAUCACCCGUCGCGUACGCCGGGACAUUGAAGUCGGCCCGGAACGCUUCCAAUUCGCUUCGCGCCGCGAAAUCGAUCGCAUCGCAACAGCCAUCUACCGCGCGAUCCAGUCCAUCGACGACAUCUACAUGCGCCCCGCGCUCUGGGAAAACAUAGUCUUUGUCGGCAACGGCGCGCGCAUCCGUGGCCUGAAAGACAACAUCAUCCAGACGCUCACCCACCGGUACCUCAUCUCGCCGUCGUCGGCAUCCAUGUUUGUAGGCGACCUGCCGUCUAACAUCGGCACGCCCUCGGGCACUGGGUCCCAGACCCCGAAUAGCGCGGUUGGCGCCGGUGGCCCGCCGCAUCAGUUGCCUGGAGCCGGGGCCGGAAGCGGAGUGAAUCCGUUGCUGCAGGCUGCGACGACGGCCGCGGCCGCUCAAUCCAACCUCACUGUACCAGGACAGACACCCGGCGGGGACGCGAAUAACGCCGGAGGUGGCACGAGCCAGUCCUUCCAUAGCCAGACGCCGACGGUAAUCAAGACGGCGCAGCUGCCAACGUAUUUGAGCGAGUGGAGCAAGCAUGGGUUUGAGGAGGCCAUGUUCCUGGGGUCGUUAGUGGCGGCCAGAUUGGCGUUCUGCAUACAUAACUUGGAUGCGCAGGGCUUGGAGGCGCAGAAGGGGAUGAGCUUAACUAGGGUGGAUUAUAACUACGACUACAAAACAGGCACCAUCUCUCCCGACGUGGUAGAGCAAGCGCAGCAGGCUAUGCAGAACAUCGCCGCGGCAUUAGCUGGGGCCGGCUGCACUGUGGCAGACGUUGUGAGGGUGCGAUACAUCCUGCCGGAUAGGGCUGACUUUCCCAAGACUUGGCCGGUGCUGAAGAAAUGGUUUGGCGAGGUCAGGCCGGCAGCAACCAUGAUCCAGGCUGGUUUGAUGGAAGAAGCGAUGAAGAUCGAGAUUGAAGCAACGGCACGAAAGUCAGAUGACCGUGAGAGGGCGGUAGGGAAGGGGACAGAAGGGCCAUUAGGACUCUAA